Messenger RNA from Maylandia zebra (zebra mbuna), 2447 nucleotides. Its product is annotated as E3 ubiquitin-protein ligase TRIM39. Lineage: Eukaryota; Metazoa; Chordata; Actinopteri; Cichliformes; Cichlidae. Gene Ontology annotation, molecular function: zinc ion binding; protein binding. The record is from RefSeq and is a predicted model, not a curated record.
CUGUAAGGGGCAGCGGUUACAGCCUGUCUCAUAUGUCAGUGCACUGUGGAGUCUCCAGGCAGCUGCUCUCUGAUCUGCUUGUAGACGACAUCAUUAAGGUCAUGCCAUCUAAUCCUAGCGACCUCGAUAUCACAGCAGGUUUGAUGACCCAUUCAAAGGCUGGUUGCUUGCACUGAAAAUGACCCUGCCUCUCCGCCGUGCAGGAAUGGCCACUACUGGGAACCUUUCAGAAGAGCAGGUGCACUGCUCCAUCUGUCUGGACGUCUUCACCAACCCCGUGUCCAUCCCCUGCGGACACAACUUCUGCCAGAGUUGCAUCCUAGGAUACUGGAAAAGCAGUCCUUUGUAUCAGUGUCCUAUGUGCAAGAAGUCCUUCUACAAAAGGCCCGAUAUUAGUGUCAACACUGUCUUGAGGGAAAUUGCAGAGCAGUUCAAGGAGAUUAGGAUUAAAAGCAUGGAAGGGAAGGGAAGCAAGGAAGAGGGAGAAGGGAAAGAAAGGAAGUGGACAAUAGAAAGGAGGAAAAGGGAGGAUGAGGAGAGGCUUUUGGAGAAAGACCAGAAAGAGCAGCUUUUGGAGGAGCUGAAGCUGAAACAAGAGGAGAAGAGAAAGAAAGAGGGAGUGAAGGAGAAACAAGGAGAGAAGAGGCCACAGCAAGAAGACUUACCACCUUUAAUCCCUCCAAUUUCACCUCCAAAGACCUCUCCUCCACUGGCACACCAAGCCACAGCACAAGAGCCACCGCCUCCACUUCCCCAAACAUCACCCCCACCCUCACCUCAAAUCUCUGCUUCUCAACUUCCUCAGACCUUACCAUCUCCUUCUUUCUCUUCGCUCCAAUCUCAAUCUUGGGAGGAAGUCUUGUGCGACGUUUGCCUUGGAGAAGGUAGGCCGAACGCGGUCAAAUCCUGCCUGGUGUGUCUGACUUCAUACUGCGAGGAGCAUCUGAAAUGUCACUCAGCCCGCUUCACUAAGCACAAGCUGAUGGAGCCCGUUGCCAACAUGGAGGACAGGAUGUGUCCGAAGCACGAGAGGCUCCUGGAGCUGUUCUGUAAGAAGGAUCAGAUGUGCGUGUGCGUCCUCUGCACCGAGACGGACCACAGGGCUCACUACACAGUCCCUGUGGAGAGAGAAUGGACAGAGAAAAAGGCACAGCUUAAGAGGACAGGAAUAGACGUUCAGCAGAUGAUCCAGGACAGAGUGAAAAAGGUGGAGGAGAUCAAACACUCUGUAGAGCUCAAUAAAGCCAGUGCUCAAAGAGAGAUUGAGGAAAGCAUGCAGGUCUUCUCGGAGCUGGUGCGCUCCAUCCAGAAAACUCAGGCCGAGCUGGUUUUGGUCAUCGAGGAGAAGCAGAGGCAGACGGAGAGGUGGGCUCAAGGCCUCAUUACUGAACUGGAACAGGAAAUCACUGAGCUAAAGAGGAGGAACACAGAGUUGGAAACCGUUGCUCGGACUGACCACAUUCAUUUCUUAAAGAGCUUCCCGGCCCUCAGCACUCCACCAUCUGUUAAAGACUGGUCUGAGACCAGUGUUCCCACUGACACAUGUGUUGGCAUGAUCAGAAAAUUAGUGUCCAAACUAGAGGCGACGUUGACUGAAAUGAUUGACAAACUGUCUGACAGUGAGAUCAAAAAAGUUCUGAAAUAUACAGUGGAUGUGACUCUUGACCCUGACACAGCUAACCCGUGGUUGCAGCUCUCUCAGGAUAGACAUCAGGUGAGACACCUGGGUGCCUGGCAGGACCUCCCGGACCACCCCGAUCGCUUCGACACGGUGGUUAUAGUAUUGGCCCAUGAGGGCUUCACUUCUGGCAGACACUACUGGGAGGUCCAGGUGGGGGAAAAGGAUGACUGGUACCUUGGUGUGGCGAGGUCAUCUGUUAACAGAAAGGGCAGGAUCUCUGUAAGCACCACCCAAGGCUAUUGGGCUCUGGCCAUGAAGAAAGGCCAGGGAUACAGAGCGUCAACAUCCCCACCAUCACUGCUCUCCCUCGACCCUAAGCCCAAGAGAGUGGGCGUGUAUGUGGACUACGAAGAAGGCCAAGUGUCGUUUUAUGAUGUGAGAGCACGGACCCAUAUUUACACCUUUGAGGAUACCUUCACUGAAAAAAUUCUUCCAUUUUUCUACCUGUACUGCUGUGACAAAGCCUCUGACACCAUCGUCAUCUGUCCUGUGAAUGAGAAACAUCUGAUCAAGCAAAGCUAAGGACAUAAAAACAAAAGUUGUUGUAGCUAUACCCGAUUUAAUUACAUGUGAACUGUAGCUAAAUAUGUUAAUUAUACAUCCUGUGAAUUUGUAGCCAACAUGCUUGUAAAACACAAACCUCAAAUGACGUUCUGGUAAAAAGAAACAGUGUUGACAAAUUUUGUAUUUCAAGAUUGUUUGCAUAUUAAAUACAUUGUGAUUUGAUUAGCAUUAAAAACUGGGUGUGCAGGAAGACAAAUCAUAA